AUAAAAUCAUUCCGGUGCUGGGAAAAACCAUUACUUCCAGCCGAACGGUUCAGCGGGCAACAGCAUCAGCUUCGCAGCAGGCAGAUCUACUAAGUGGCUUAAUCAGGUUGUUUGGCGGUCGUAGCUGUUGGUCGGUUUUGGCGAGGAAAACAAAUCUGCAAAAAUGCUUUCCACGAGUGUGCUGUUUAAGAUGCUGCUGGUGACCUCGUUACUGUCGCAAGUGGUUCACUGCCAGCGGUUGGGACGGAGUCGCCGCGAAACGACCCAACCCUCAUUGUCUCCGGUCGCGAUCGGCGCGAAGGUUCGAGAAGAUGGUAAACCGACGGCCGGCAGCAAUGCGGACGAGCUGUUGCGUCCGGCCGCAUCGACAAGGACACAGCGCAGCUAUUAUGGGGGAGGUUCCAGUGAACGAUUGUUCGAUCUGGGACUGCUGAGCCGACCGAGCUACUAUGCGGGCAAUCGGGGAUAUUAUCCGUCCGGAGGCUACUACCCGCAGGGCGGCUAUUUCCCACAGGGAAGUUAUGUGCCGCAGGGCGGCUACUAUCCGUCGACGGGUGGUUACGGCGGAUCGGGGUACUAUCCGGGCACGAACACGCUCGGCGUUGGAACCGGCGGCGGUAUCUACGGCGGCGGCUACGGAGGCUACGGCGGCUUCGGAGGUAAUGGUGGACUGCAGUCGUACUAUGGGUACAACAACGACAACUACUACGGUAACCGCAACCUGGGCUAUGGGUACUACAGCGGCACAUCACCGUCCGGCUACGUAGGCUCAACCCUCGUCAGCGGUUUCCGUGGUUACAACUGACGGCUGGCGACUGCGAUGACCCUCUAUGAUGUCUGACGCUUCGGUGACGUUCGGUGUUGGUUGUGACGUUGUUGUGAUUGUCCCAAUUGCCUGUGUGUGUGUGCGUGUGUCCUAAAGGAGAUGGAAAGCUUGAAACCAAAAACAAAAAAGAAGGAAUCGAAGAAUCUAUAAUGAGUAAUCUCUCCCAAAACACACUCCUCCUAUUUGCGUUAGGUGUAAUAGCUUCGUAGAUCAAACUUUCUACGAGCCCCGGCCGAGUUGGGCGUCGGGGGAAAAAGAAAGCUAUUUAUAGUAUUUAACACCUUUCUACACCUUGCCAUACGCAAGAACGGUACUUCAGCUCACCCGUGUGGUGGUUGAUGUAUUUGCUCGAGUAAAUAAAGAUGUCGAUCAAAGAUCCCCGAGCUCUCCCGUUUGUUUGGGAAGGCAAAAUCAACUAACCCAGCUUACCAUGUCUCAUGUUUGACGCCUCGUUCUAAUUCCAAUCAUUGCCAUCCAUUAAUCGGUUCGAUGGGCCACCGGUGAUACGGAUUCAGCCUGUUAGUUAUAUAAGACGCGAUGCAUUUCACCGGGCGACAUACAGCACUGUCGCAGAGUUGAAGGUAGACACACGCUCUGGUCCGCCAAAGUAGCAGCAUUUUCUCAACAUUUCUCACCCAUUGUUUAAGUUUGCUGAGGAAUGGUUGACGCUGACGCACGGUGCAGUGAACGACUGUUAAUCGUGUCGUUCCGAUGCAGUAUGCAGUUUUGUUUUUUUCGUUUUCCCGUUGGACGCUCUUUCGUUUGGAACAGAGUUGUGAUGCGUUCGUUGCUGCUGCUGCUGGCGAAACUCUUCAAGCGUUACUUCCUUCUUCUGGUAUGCGCUUUCAAGCAGAGUUUCGCAUCUUUGUUGCCGUCGGCACCGGGCAGCUUCUCUCAUUUCGAUAGGGCUUUCCUUGUCCGCUGCUGCUGCUGCUGCCGUUGCGUCUCAAGCGAUCAAAUUUAAAUGGCAAAUUUAAUCAUUUCCUUCAAGCGCUUGAAAAAAAAAUCUGUGUUUAUUUGUUGUACUUCGUUCCGUUGUUUGUUGCAUGAAUGUUAGCGGAUGCGUUUAAAUGGUAGUGGGAACGUUCCGUUGUGUCGCUUUAUGUCCGUGAGUUUUUCUGUAGUUUUCGUAGAACUUUUUGCGGGAAUUAAAGCGUGAUGAUACAUCAAACAUUUUUCAACACACGUUACUAUUAGUCGGUGUUAGUUUGCUGCUGGAUGUUUCAUAUUUCAUCUCUAUGUUUUCACAGCGCCCUUUUACUGACAAAGCAUGGUGUGAACGGGCAACGAACGCAACCAACAGAUUCAACAUCGAUUUUAUUUUGUAUGACAAUUAGACAGAGUGUUGAUGGAGGUGUUGAAUCGUUAAUAAAAGGAUUGGUCGGCUUUUUUAAUUUCAA
Messenger RNA from Anopheles stephensi (Asian malaria mosquito), 2226 nucleotides. RefSeq names its product cold and drought-regulated protein CORA. The transcript is spliced from 5 exons. The record is from RefSeq and is a predicted model, not a curated record. Lineage: Eukaryota; Metazoa; Arthropoda; Insecta; Diptera; Culicidae. Bases 164 to 805 code for a protein of 213 amino acids.